Penicillium riverlandense is the source of this 741-nucleotide messenger RNA. RefSeq lists its product as uncharacterized. The transcript has a single exon. Bases 1 to 741 code for a protein of 246 amino acids. The record is from RefSeq and is a predicted model, not a curated record. Lineage: Eukaryota; Fungi; Ascomycota; Eurotiomycetes; Eurotiales; Aspergillaceae.
AUGGCAGACUUUCCAUCCAUGAUGAAAGUUUACAUCCAGAAGAAUGACCAAUCCCAUAUUGGCAUCAGUCUCUGCGAUGGAAGCCCGGACAAGUGUAUUGCCUUCGUUCAGAAGCACGCUGGCUAUGACUCUACGCCUCUCGGGAUGGCCGCAGGUAUUACGCUGCACAUGGGGACAAACAAAAAGGGUGCUAUCAUUGCGGCAGCUGGAUCAACCUCCUUCAACUCCAGCCCUCUCUACAUGUUCAACGCCAACUCGAUUAUCGUGAUCCCCCGGCUCGGCUGCGAGGAAAAGCGCGUGACAACACCAACGGUGCGCGAAGAGAUGCGAGCUGCUACGUCCCCUGUCUACGGGGUGGUGUUUCGCUUUUCUAUCGAGGUUGGUGAUGACGACGACAUUCGCCGAGAAAGGGUUGAGUGGCGGAGGCUAGAGAAAGCCCCGGAUUUUGAUUCCAAGUAUGGAUUCCAGCUUGUGAGACUUGAGGCCCGUAAGGCCGCUUCAGCCUCAGCAGACAAGGACGGCGAAACGGUUGCUUUACUAUCGAUUGAUAGAUUCCUAUCCAAGAAUCCCCACCGAUGUACAAUCCGCCUUAUGGGCAGCGCGGAGUCAGGGGAAGUGGGCUAUCGGUGCAAACUUAUGAUUGUCAUCACAGCACUGAGGGUUUACCGACUGGUAAUGGAAGGCAAGGGAGGCAAGAAAUAUGUCAAGAUUUCCGAGACAUUGCGAGGAGGCGCGGAGUGA